ACGAGAUGUUCUCUUGCUGUGUUCCCACUUCUCGAGGCCGUGGCCCGAGAAACCCGUGCGAUGAGGGGUUGUGGCAGCAAUUUCGACGUUGGUUUUCACCUCACCCCCACCACCCCCAGCCUUGUUGCACACGGCAACCACAGGUAACUCAGGACCACCCAGGACAGAGCUGUUCAGGCCAGGACAGCACCUGGGCUGCCCCAAACACCUUUAUUGGGGAGGGGGAAAUAGUAUGUGAGGGGAGGGCCUAUCAUAAAGUGGUCAGGGUGGGAGGCCUUAUCAUAGUGGUCUUGUCACCUUCACACCUCAGGCCAUGGCUGGCAGGGCGGGAAGAAAUCAUCCAGGCACUCACAGCUGCCCAGAUGUUAUUUCUCAUCCCACAUGCCAGCAUGCCCCGUCCUCUAGGGGGUUUUCUGUGAUGCACGGGUCCAUGUGGUCAAGAGGAGGUCCCGAGGGGCGGAAACAGAGGGAGAGGGACCAGGCAGGGCCCUGAUGCUUGCUCUGCACCUGCCGGGCACUGUCUUUCCAGAGCUCCAAGCACCACAGAGGUCAGAAGUUGCUGAACAAGGUCCUGUACUCCAUCUCCCGCAUGGAGAGACAGGAGGCCAACAGAGGCCGCUGCUGGCCCAGGGUGAAAAAGCCAUCUAAACUGAUCGAGUAUGAUGCCCACGUUGGGUGGAGGGCCCAGGAGAACACGCUGCAGAAGCUGGUGGACAGCCUGGUGCCUGCCUUCCUGGGCUUUGAGCCCUUGUAUGUUCCUGCCUUCCUGAGAACCUACAGAGCUUUUGCCACCACCGGGCAGGUGCUGAACGCACUGUUUAGAAGGUUCCCAUGGUUCCCUCCUACUGAUGAAGUUGUACUCCAGGACGCAGUCAAAUGUGCUAUCUCGUCCAUCCUGGCCACCUGGCUGGAGCAAUAUCCGGAAGAUUUCGAUCAUCCCCCGCAGUACACCAGUCUGCACGUGCUACUGGACUACGCACAGCUCCUCCUGCGUGACUCAGAGCUGGGGCACCGUGGCACCAUGUGCUACUUCUCCUGGGACGAUUGCAGCACCGGGAUCCCACUGAGGCAGAACUAGAGGGGCCAGCGGAAGCUCCAAUUCAACAACAAGAGCUUGUGCCACCUCCAUCUCUGUUGCCAGAUGGAGCUCCACAGCCAGAACAGGCUGGCAUACCAGCUCUGGAAACCUCCAGGGAGCUCACACCAGACCCCGCCGUGGCAACGGCUCCCGCUGCAGAGCCAGCUAAUGCCGCAGAUUCAGAUCCAGACCCCACCGCAGUCUCUGAGCUACUGCAACCUUCUGGGCAGGAAACACCUGUUCCCGGGUCCCAAGAGCUUGAGCUCUGUGCAGCUCCACAGCUGGCACCUGUCCCUGGGCCAGUGCUCACAGCCCCCUCCCUUACUACACAAUAUGUAGUAAUGUUCAUCUUUCUCCUUUACCUCCGCAUAAGAAAUUACUAUUCUGUAUACUAUAAAAUUCACUUUCAAUAAAAUUUCCUAUUUUAACUUUUUAAGGUAAAAAAUAAAAAGAAGCUUAUUGGAGGGAACACACACUGAAAUAUUACUAGGCACUUCAAGCUUAUUUGACGGAAGUCUGUAAACAGGAAUUUAUAGAGCUAAAAUACAUUUGAUGGAAGAAUAAUCAUGCCUGUCGGUAUCCUGACUGUUCACUGUCAGUGGUGAAAUUGUGUUGUUAUUGUUAAGGUAAUCUCAGUAUUCUGCUUUGAGUGCAUAAUUUGUUUCCAGUUGAAAAUUAAGAAUAUGCUGCAAAUUAGCUGUCAGCAAUAGCUGUGUAGCUAUCCUCAAGUCAUAUACGGCAGUAACAAUGAUAAAGAACUUUACUACAUGGUAAGGUGCUUAUUAAAUAUCAAAUUAAGAUUAAUUCUUUAAAGUAGGGUUAAUAUUCUGAAUUAGCCUUCUAUUUUAAAUUCCAGGCAUACUAUCAUGGUAAUUAGUAUGGAUCCAUAAUACAUUAAUAACUCCCUGCUUACAAUUAGGGUAUAUUUUAAGUCAAAUAUUAUUAAUGUUUUAUUAGUGUAUUCUUUUGUGCUGACAUUCUUUUUUUUUUUUAACUUUUAUUUAAUGAAUAUACGUUUCCAAAGUACGAAUAAUGGAUUACUAUGGCUUCCCCCCCAUACCGUCCCUCCCACCCACAACCCUCCCCUUUCCCACUCCCUCUCCCCUUCCAUUCACAUCAAGAUUCAUUUUCGAUUAUCUUAAUAUACAGAAGAUCAGGUUAGUAUACAUUAAGUAAGGAUUUCAACAGUUUUCUCCCACACAGAAACAUAAAGUGAAAAAUAAUAGAUGAUUUUUUUUAAUGAUGAUGAAAUCAGAUCAGACCUAUUGUCAUGUUUAAUCCCAGUGAGAGUCAAGUUGGGAGUUGAUAGUUUCUUUUCUUUUCUUUUCUUUUUUUUUUUUUUUUUUUUACAGAGGAUCAGUUUAGUAUGCAUUAAGUAAAGAUUUCAACAGUUUGCACCCCCAUAGAAACACAGAGUGAAAUAUAUUAUUUGAGUACUCGUUAUAGCAUUAAAUCUCAAUGCACAGCACAUUAAGGACAGAGAUCCUACAUGAGGAGUAAGUGCACAGUGACUCCUGUUGUUGACUUUACCAAUUGACACUCCUGUCUAUGGCAUCAGUAAUCUCCCUAUGCUCCAGUCAUGAGUUUCCAAGGCUAUGGAAGCCCCUUGAGUUCUCCGACUCUUAUCUUGUUUAGACAAGGUCAUAGUCAAAGUGGAGGUUCUCUCCUCCCUUCAGAGAAAGGUACCUCCUUCUUUGAAGACCUGUUCUUUCCACUGAGAUCUCACUCACAGAGAUCUUUUGCCAGAGUGUCUUGGCUUUCCAUGCCUGAAAUACUCUCAUGGGCUUUUCAGCCAGAUCUGAAUGCCUUUAGGGCUGAUUCUGAGGCCAGAGUGCUAUUUAGGGCAUCUGCCAUUCUAUGAGUCUGCUGAGUAUCUCACUUCCCAUGUUGGAUCACUCUCCCCUUUAUUUAUUCUAUCGGUUAGUGUUAGCAGGUACUAGACUUGCUUAUGUGCUCCCUUUGACUCUUAGUCCUUUCAUUAUGAUCAAUUGUGAACUGAAAUUGAUCACUUGGACUAGUGAGAUGGCAUUGGUACAUGCCACCUUGAUGGGAUUAAAUUGGAGUCCCCUGGUAUGUUUCUAACUCUACCAUUUGGGGCAAGUCAGCUUGAGCAUGUCCCAAAUUAUAUAUCUCUUCCCUCUCUUAUUCCUACUCUUAUGUUUAACAGGGAUCACAUUUCAGUUAAAUUUCAACACUUAAGAAUAACUGUGUAUUAAUUACAGAAUUAAACCAGUCAUAUUAAGUAGAACAGACAAAAAAACUACUAAGAGGGAUAAUGUAUUAAGUUGUUCAUUAACAGUCAAGUCACCGUUUCCCAUAGUGUCCAUUCCACUUCAACAGGUUUCCUUUUUGGUGUUCAGUCAGUUGUCACCGAUCAGGGAGAACAUAUGGUAUUUGUCCCUUUGGGACUGGCUUAUUUCACUCAGCAUGAUGUGUUCCAGAUUCCUCCAUUUUGUUGCAAAUGACUGGAUUUCGUUGUUUCUUACA
Molecule: messenger RNA, 3565 nt
Organism: Oryctolagus cuniculus (rabbit)
Lineage: Eukaryota; Metazoa; Chordata; Mammalia; Lagomorpha; Leporidae
Source: RefSeq, a predicted model, not a curated record